Clarias gariepinus (North African catfish) is the source of this 1894-nucleotide messenger RNA. RefSeq names its product THAP domain containing 7 (gene thap7). Lineage: Eukaryota; Metazoa; Chordata; Actinopteri; Siluriformes; Clariidae. Gene Ontology annotation, biological process: regulation of DNA-templated transcription. Bases 103 to 1824 code for a protein of 573 amino acids. Gene Ontology annotation, cellular component: nucleus. The transcript has 5 exons. The record is from RefSeq and is a predicted model, not a curated record.
GGCACUGUCCGUGACGUCAUAACCAGCUCGUACUCUGAUUGGCUGCCUUGCAUAAAGGUCGUUUUAGGAAGAAGAAGACAGCCAUCUUCGUGAGGUCGAAAGAUGCCCAGACAUUGCUCUGCCACUGGCUGCAAGUCACGUGACAACAAAGAAGCUCGUUUAGCUGGAGUCACCUUUCACAGGCUGCCAAAGAAAGGAAACCCUCGCCGGGCCACCUGGAUUGUCAAUGCUCAGCGCAAGGGUCCUGGAGGAAAGGGGCUUUGGGAGCCUCAGAGCGACUACAUCUAUUUUUGCUCUAAACAUUUCACACCUGACAGCUUUGAACUCUCUGGAGUCAGUGGAUACCGCAGACUGAAAGAUGAUGCCGUGCCUAUGCUGAUUGAAACCCCUUCUGGGCUAAAAGGCAAAUCCUCUAGACGAAGAAACAAAACACGGAAUGAGGACCAGCAGUCGAGCACUACAGGUAAAACUAACAAGGAGAGCUCAAACAGUAAGGAUACCCAAAUUAAAGAGCCUCUCAUAGACGUUGUGGGAGACGAAGAAGCAGAGAGCAACAAGACAGCCAAUGAAGAACAUAAAAAAGAAAAACCAUCUCUGUUACCCUUACCUUUAAAAGAGUCUGUACCUGAUCAAGUCACAGAGACCCCUUCUACUCCACCUUCUCCAUCCCGCUACAUGAGGCGCCUCCCUCCGCCUCCGGGCUUUUACCUGGCCAAAGAGCACAGCUACGCUCAGCUCUGCCCGCUGGAGUGGCGGAAACGCAAUGAAAAAGCUACAGACAAUUUGGAAAAGGCGCUGCGUUUGCUCAGGUCUGCCCGUCGCCGGGAGAACCGUCUCCGGAUCACACUCCUGCGUCUUCAAGACAACAGACUCAAGCAGACUUUAUCUCAGAUUCAAGAUAGACGGAAGGAGACUCAGGAAAGCCAAAGUAGGUCGGGUCAGGGACGUCAGAGCGGUAAGCUGAGUAGGUCGGGCCAGGACAGGGGUCUGGAAAGGAUGGAAGAAAAUGAGAUGGAGGGUGCUGGUGAAAUAAUAGAGCUUCUUACAGAAGAAAGUUGGGGGAAGGAACAUACCACUAAGCUGAAGUAUGGUGUGGAAGACGAGGAAGGGUGCUGUUUUUAUUGUGGACGAGGAAGAGAAGAUGAGGAAUCCAAAGUAGGCAGGAAUCAAGUGGGACCUCACAGAAGCACAGGUAGAAGAGGAAGAGGAAGGAACGUGUCCAAUGUGUUGCGAGAAACAGUUCAGGAAAUGGCUGAAUCAAAGGGCCAAUCAAAACCAUCUGUGCAUCAGAACAUCAAUUCUGAUCAGCUUACCCUUCUUCACUCUCACCCUGAAAUGCUCCUGCAGAUGCAUGCACUUCCUGGACCUACACAAUCCACAGCAACGUUCCAAGAACCUUUACCUCAGCUACAGCACCUCCACCUCCUACAACCCGAUCUGAGCCUUCUCCAUUCAGAUGCGGCAACCACUGACAUUAGCAUCACCCAGAGCGAGGACGCAGGAGGUGGGAUGUGUCAUGUGUUUCUGGUUCCUGUGUCUUCUGAAACCAAAGAGAAGAGCACAAUUGGUGUAGAUGGCUUGAUUCAGAGAACCCAGUCAGUACUGGUGGCAGAAGAAACCCUCCAGCACAUCGUCAGCGAACAAGGAGAUGGGCUAACCAUUCAGAGUGACGACAUGGGGUUAAGCCAUAGCGAACAGAGGGUUAGUCAAAAUGACCAGCAGAUAAAUGUCAGAAGCAUGCUGGUGGGUGAAGACGUGGCGCAGAGACUUAAGGAACAUCUAGAAGGUUUUCAGCUGCAGCUAAGCAGUGAAUUUAUUGAUUAGUCAUGCUAAUUAUUAUUAUUAUCUUUUUUUUUUUUUUUGCUUAGCCAUUAAAACUGGUUCGCCGACUAUA